GAGACACCACCGCGCUGAGAGGACGCGCACUCGUCACGUGACCACGUUAGUUUACGAAGCCGAAAGCAGCCAGAUCCGCGAUGAUCUCCUAACAAAAUGACCGUGAUCUGCUGGAAAAAUCUGUCCGACACCAUCAUGACGAGCAGACGAGCCUCGGCGGCAUGGCUCACCUAAACGAGCGGUGUCUUUCAGAGCAGGUACGCGUUUCUCGCCGGCGGCUGACACAUUUAUUGGGACGCGACAGCAGAUCAGUGGACGCGGACAGAGACAAAGGGAAAGGCUUUCAUAGCUAGAAUGCUUCGGGCCUAAAAGAAGCCAAGAGGAAAUACAGCAGCGACGAUUGAAGUGUGAAAGCUGCCGAUCAAGAAACUGUGCCUCAAAGUGGACGGUACUAAACGAGAGGGAGCCGUAGCUGAGGAAGAGCCAUCGAGUUGUCUGGAAUUUUCUCUCAAUCCUCUUCCAAUGGUUCAUUGGUUGAGGCCAUGGCCUCUCAGUCAGGAUGAACGAAGGUCUUACGGAUGUGGAACAACAUGAAGCAACAUGAACCGUGAAGACCGGAAUGUGCUCCGUAUGAAAGAAAGGGAAAGGAGAAAUCAAGAAAUCCAGCAGGGAGGAGAGGCCUUUCCAGCUAACUCCCCCCUCUUUCCUGAACCUUAUAAAGUUUCCUGCAAGGAAGAUAAACUCUCAAGUCGCAUCCAGAGCAUGCUGGGAAAUUACGACGAGAUGAAGGAGACCAUCGGUGAACCCCCAAUGUCCAAGCUCAUUCCCAAAGCCUCCAGCUCUUCCUCCGACGAUAAAUCUGGUCAAUACGGUGACCAGCGCGGAGGCACCCAGAGUCAGAACAGUAAAUGGACUCCAGUCGGCCCGGCUCCUGGCGGCGGCAUCUCUUCCACGUCCUGCUCUUCCUCCUCCUCACAGAAGCGUUCGUCCGUGCAGGGCAGCAGCCAGCGGUCUAGCAGCGGCGGUCAGCGGCACGAGCGAGACUACAGCGGUAGCGGCAGCAGCAAGAAGUCCAGCAAGCACGGCUCCGAGCACAAGUCCCACUCCACCUCCAGCCCGGCCAAGGGCUCCAUGAGCUCCGUCAGGGACAGACGACAAAAGUCGCCCAGAGACAGAGAAGCCAACUGGGACUCGCCCUCAAGAGUUCAUUCCUUCUCCAGCGGACAACAUCCCAGCCAGACCUUCCCACCCUCACUCAUUAAACCCAGCUCCAUGCUCCAGAAACCCACCGCCUACGUGCGGCCCAUGGACGGCCAGGAAACGGCGGAGCCCAAGACCUCUUCGGAGUCGUACGGCCAGUCGCACAGCAGUGCCGUUGGAGAAAUGAAGCCCAAUGGCAAGGCUUCUCUCACCAAGCUCAAGAUUCCCACGCAGCCUGUCGACGGUUCAAUGGGAGGAGAUGCGAGCUGUGUUGAUGAAAUUUUAAAGGAAAUGACUCAGGUCUGGCCUCCUCCACUGACAGCCAUUCACACCCCCUGCAAGACGGAACCUUCCAAAUUCCCCUUUUCCACCUCUAAGGAUGCCCAGCACCUGUCUUUUGGGGCACAAAAAAAAAUCUCAGGGAAGAGCGCAUCCACCAGUCAUCCAUCAAAGCCAUGCGACAGCGACCAGUCCAACACGCUGCAGGACGAUCUGAAGCUCAGCACCAGCGAAGACAGUGAUGGAGAGCAAGAUCCUGCCAAAAACCCUUCCCGAAACGCCUCAGCAAGUAACAACAGUAAUAACAGCGAGGGUGCUGAACGAGAGGACACCAGCAGUCACAGCGGUUCGGAGAGCAGCUCCGGUUCUGACAGCGAGAGCGAGAGCAGCUCUACAGACAGUGAGACCAACGAACCGCCUCGUACUGCGUCACCUGAGCGGGAACAGCCCACUGCUAACAAAUGGCAGCUGGACAACUGGAUCAAGAAAGACAACAAGUGGUCCCCAGCUUCUCCGGUGGAAAACAGCAGCACGACGCCAACCAAGUAUAAGAGAGAUGGGCGAGAAACCAACUCGAACAGGGUCUACAGUGGCCCGGGAUCUAAAGACCCGACACCCUCCUCCGGACGAGAUCUUCGGCCCAACCAGAAGGGGUCAGACAGCUGCCAAAGGCGAAGUCAGAAGUCUCCUGCUCAGAGUGAGGGCGGAAGUCAGGGUGGGCGGCGAGUUGUGGGCAAGAAGCAGCCCAAAAAGCCUGAGAAGCCGCCUGUGGUAGAGGAGCCAAAGGGUGGGCUGAAGGUGGAGACCGAACCCUCGCCCGAAAUCCCAUCGCACAGAGCCCGCGCGGCCAACAAAGGCCCCCGCAAGCCCAACAUCAAAAAAGAGCCCAAAACCUCCUCUCCUCGACCGGCACCAGACAAACGCAAGAAAGCGCCCAAAAAGUCCCGCGAGAUCGUAGAUUCGUCAUCAUCGGACUCAGAGGGCAACAUAAGCGUUCCCUCUUCUUCGCAGACGCCGAGAGAGCAGUAUGCCGAGAACCCGUCCGUCCUGUUCUCGCCCAUGCUUUCCCCACUGAGUGACCCAGAAGGGAGGCCGCCGCCCAGACUGCUGGUGCAGAUAGACCUCAGCCUGCUGACCAGAGUACCUGGACGACUGUACAAGGAAGAGGUAAAAGUGGGGAGGAGCUCCCCUGCCGACGGGAAAGAAUUCCAGAAGCAGCCGGGAGAGAAGGGAGCCAGCAAGGGGAAGAGAAAACACAAGAAUGAUGACGACAGUCUCAAACCUGACAGUAAGAAGUCCAAACCGGAUGAGAAGUCUUCACACAAAUCGAGCAGUAAAGACUCAUCUAAGCGUGCUCAGGAUAAAGACAAGGAGUCUGCGCCCUCUCCUUCCAUAACUCUGCAGCCGACAGCCAAAUCAGACCACCAGGGACGCAAGCGGACUCUGAGCCAAUCCUCCAACUCUGUACCCAGCAGCGCCAGCAGCAAAGACAGCGGCAAGAGCAGCUCCACCUCCAGACACCGCAAGGGCGACGACAAGCAGUUACGCAAGGAAGCCAAGGAGAAAAUCUCUAAAACGGACAAUACCAUCGCAGUGCCGCACCUCUCUGAUGGCUCUAAAUCUAGAUCCAAACUCCUGUUUGAGGACCGGGUUCAUUCGGCUGACCAUUACCUGCAAGAAGCGAAGAAACUGAAACACAACGCGGAUGCUCUGAUGGACCGGUUUGAGAAGGCGGUGUACUACCUGGACGCUGUGGUGUCUUUCAUCGAGUGUGGAAACGCCCUGGAGAAAAGCGCCCAGGAGGCAAAGUCCCCCUUCCCCAUGUAUGCAGAAACCGUGGAACUCAUCAAGUACACUAUGAAGCUGAAGAGCUACAUGGCGCCAGAUGCAACCUCUGCAGACAAAAGGCUUGCAGUGCUGUGCCUGAGGUGCCAAGCGCUCCUGUAUUUGAGGCUGUUCAAGCUACGGAAAGAAAGUGCACUGAAAUACUCUAAAACGCUCACUGAACACUUGAAGAAUUCGUUGAGUAAUACCCAAGCUCCGUCUCCUGGAGUAGCAAACAAAACGGCAGGAAUGCCGUCUCCGGUCUCUCCCAAGCUUUCUCCUGGCAGUGCGGGCAGCUACUCCUCCAGCAGCUCCAGCCAGAGCGCCAGCUCCUCCGUCACCAUCCCUCAGCGCAUCCACCAGAUGGCAGCCAGCUACGUACAGGUCACCUCUAACUUCCUCUACGCCAUGGAGGUGUGGGAUCAGGCCGAACAGCUCGCCAAAGAGCAGAGAGAGUUCUUCGCUGAACUGGACAAAGCAAUGGGCCCGCUCAUCUUCAACACCAGCAGCAUGACUGACCUGGUGCGGUUCACGCGGCAGGGCCUCCACUGGCUGCGGCUCGACGCCAAGCUCGUCCAGUAGAGCGGCCCGCUCUUUCUCCGUAGCCCCCCCCCCCCCCCUAUGCCUACGCAAAACACUCACACACUCGAUCUGCCUCAGACAUCUCUGUGACACUGUGUUCAUUUCUACACCAGCUUGCCAAAAAAAAAAAAAAAAACGAAACACUCAGCGCCCCGCUCCUCCACCACAGACCCUAUAAGUGAGGAGGCGGCCGGAUCGCACGUCUGUCUGCAGAGCCUUCAUACACUGCAUUGUCCCGCUCAUAUCAUUGGCUCGUUUGGGUAAAAAAAAGCCUCUUUUCUUACUUUGACUGUAAUGGGUUUUGUUGUUUUGCUAGCUGUAAGCAAACAUGAAUAAUAAUUGGAUGUUUAUAGCUUUUUAUUUCAACCAAAGUACCUCCCUUUAACCAAAGGUGCUUUAAAAUUGAGGUUUUAUCAUUUUAUUGUGCCUUGUAUUUGAUAUACAGGAAACUAAGAGACACAAUAUCUUGAAAUACACAUCUAGAGAGGUUGAGGUGAGGGUGUGGAUUGCCAAAGGCUUGUGAAACGAGAAUAAUGGCAUGAGAGCGCAUCUCCACUGAUCAGAUGUGCAGGCUUUCCUUCUUUCGUCUUGUUGCAUACCAGACCAAAAGACUGUUCGGCACCAUAUCAAGGCAUUAUUAUUAUUAUUAUUAAUCUGUUUUGUUUUGUUUGGCCUGGCUCAUCCGCAGAAGCCACUUGGUAAGAUGCAGUUCUAGCCUGUCAGGUUUGUAUACGUCACUACUGCAAAAACCCAGGCCGAGAUUAUUUUUUUUUUAUAUAUACGAAAUGUAGCGCUCGCAUAGGUGUCACUUUCUCACCGUCGGUUUUCUGGUAUUAAACGCAGGAGUAUUUUAUUACUGUGGCUGACGCACCUGGCCUAAUAUAGAUUUUAUUUAGAUAACAACUUGGAUUUCACUCUUGGAUUUUCGGCAUGGAUACAGGGUUGCAAUACGAGAUGAUAGACGUAUUUCUAUUGUAUAUGAAAAUAUCAUAUUUAAAUAUUUAAUGUGAGUCUUGAGGUUGCCUUUAUAGUGUCAUAGUCACCUGUGUGUUGCAGUUCUUUUUAAAAGAAAUCAGUCAUGCGAGGAUAUAUUUAUGAAGUGUUCUGUUGAGAAUAGCGGUUUAUAUAUGUACAUAUGACAUAGUUACUUCAGUGCAGACCGGCUCCCGCUGUCCAUGCGCGUGGAAAAUCGGAUCAGAGAAGAGGAAGGUGAAAA
Molecule: messenger RNA, 5041 nt
Organism: Megalobrama amblycephala (Wuchang bream)
Lineage: Eukaryota; Metazoa; Chordata; Actinopteri; Cypriniformes; Xenocyprididae
Gene: aff4
Product: AF4/FMR2 family, member 4
Exons: 22
Coding region: 541-3825 (1094 amino acids)
Biological process (GO): regulation of gene expression
Cellular component (GO): nucleus; super elongation complex
Source: RefSeq, a predicted model, not a curated record